AUGCGCAGGUUUGUACCCCGGACACUGGUUCGACCAUUCAAACCGAAAAAGCGACUGCGUCGCCGUACCAUUAAGACAUUGGCACGAAAACGACGCGCUUGGAACCAAUACCAAUGGUCCCAGAGCUCUCAAGAUUACGUGGCCUACGUUGAAUUACGCAACCUCUGUAAUCUGCAAAAAAAGCAAGACACUAGUGAACACCAAAGGCAGUUCUUAAACCGGGUCAUUGCGGACCCGAGGAGUUUCUAUAGGGACAUCUCCAUGGUGACCCAAGCGAAACCCGGGAUCACAGACAUCCGCCGUUCGGAUGGAUCCCUUACGGACGGAAACCAGGCUGCAGCUAACACUCUGGCUGAGUACUACUCCACGGUAUUCAGCCCAGAACUUAUUAGCGGGGUAGACGAAAACGGUCUUCCGGCAGUAGACUCCAUACCAAGCAGGCUCAUGGAACCCGUGUCUUUCUCUCCUGCGCAGGUGGGACUAAAACUCUCAAGCCUCGUAGCUAAGAAGUCACCGGGACUAGACGAGAUACCACCCAUUCUACUACAACAGUGCUCAGAGCAGUUAGCACUGCCCCUAAGCAAACUGUUCAACCACUCUAUGGAGGUUGGCGUAGUCCCGGACGAGUGGAAGACAUGCGUAGUCUCUCCCAUAUUCAAGUCGGGGGAUCGCACCCUACCGAACAACUACCGUCCGGUAGCCCUACUCUCGGUGGUCUCCAAGGUAAUGGAGGGACUCAUUGACGACAAAAUCAAUGAGUUUGUCGAGCAGGAUCGUUGCUUGCACGAUGCCCAGCACGGGUUUCGUGGGAAGCGUUCCUGCCAAACCAACCUUAUUGAGACGAUGGAAUGGUAUACAUGUGCUGCGGACAGAGGGGUACAACUGGACGUAGCCAUGCUAGACUUUUCCAAGGCCUUCGAUAGAGUUCGUCACUCCUUGCUGAUAGAGAAGCUGACCAACCUGGGAUUCCCCGAAACCAUGAUAGCUUGGAUCUCAAACUAUCUGUGCGACCGAACCUUUCGGGUUCGAGUGAACGGCGUCCUCUCGAAUAGGUUUGGAGCACCUAGUGGUGUACCUAAGGGCUCUAUCUUAGGCCCCAGACUGUUCACAUUAUUUGUGAGCAAUUUACCCGUCGGCAUACAAUCAGACCUGCUGAUGUAUGCAGACGACAUUAAGAUCUGCCGGGAGAUCCAAAGCCCGUUAGAUAAGCGCACCCUGCAAGAGGACCUAGACAGGCUUUUUACCUGGUCGGUCGCCAACGGGCUGCCAUUCAACAUUGACAAAUAA
Messenger RNA from Echinostoma caproni, 1287 nucleotides. NCBI's taxonomy places the organism in Eukaryota, Metazoa, Platyhelminthes, Trematoda, Plagiorchiida, Echinostomatidae. The record is from the annotation of a GenBank genome assembly.